This is a messenger RNA of Scleropages formosus (Asian bonytongue), 4748 nucleotides long. RefSeq names its product caskin-2-like. The record is from RefSeq and is a predicted model, not a curated record. The transcript has 21 exons. Lineage: Eukaryota; Metazoa; Chordata; Actinopteri; Osteoglossiformes; Osteoglossidae. Gene Ontology annotation, molecular function: protein binding. Bases 234 to 4142 code for a protein of 1302 amino acids.
AUUACUCCCCAUCUUCUAUGACCAGCAGGGUCAAGUUCAUGUCUCAGAUUUCUUUAUCAGUUUCUAUGUCUGUGAGAAAAGUUCAUCUACAAUCUUGUCAUUUGUUGGGAAGCUCUAGUCUAGACUGUGUGGAUCUCUGAACUAGACUCUUUGGAGCCUUGAUGUAGAGUCAUCUGAGCCCACAUCUAGAGUCUCUGGCUGUUGCUACAUAGGAAAACUGAUCUAUACUCACCAUGGGCAAGGAGCAAGAUCUCUUGCAGGCAGUGAAGAAUGGAGAUGUGCCAUCCACCCACAAGCUUCUGGCCAAACUGAAAGCCAAUCGAAACAAGUUGUUGGGCUCCACAAAGAGACUGAAUGUCAACUACCAAGACUGUGAUGGGUUUUCAGCCCUGCAUCAUGCAGCACUUGGGGGUAGCACAGAUCUACUCUCCAUCCUGCUGGAUGCCCAGGCUACGGUUGACAUCAGAGAUCGCAAUGGAAUGCGGCCAGUGCACUAUGCUGCCUGGCGAGGCAGGGCUGACUUAGUUCAGAUGCUCCUGCGGGCCGGUGCCUCUCCCAAUAGCCCCUCCCAGGACGGUCACAUUCCACUGCACUUGGCUGCCCAGUACGGCCACUAUGAGGUGUCCGAGAUGCUUCUGCAACACCAGUCAAACCCGUGCUUGGUCAACAAAGCCAGGAAGACACCGCUUGACCUAGCCUGUGAAUUUGGGAGAAACAAAGUAGCCCAGCUACUGCUAAGCAGUAACCUAGCUGGGACAUUGCUGGAGGGAGAGCGGGACUCUGACUGCAGCUUCAACACUCCACUGCACUUGGCUGCCCGCAAUGGCCAUAGGGACAUCAUCCGGUUGCUGCUGAAGGCGGGCAUCGACAUCAACCGGACUACUAAAGCUGGCACGGCGCUACAUGAGGCCGCCCUCUAUGGGAAGACGGAGGUGGUACGACUAUUGCUGGAUGGCGGAGUGGACGUGAACAUCCGUAACACUUACAAUCAGACAGCGUUGGACAUUGUCAACCAGUUCACAGCCUCGCACGCCAGCAGGGACAUCAAACAGCUCUUGCGAGAUGCAACAGGGGUCAUGCAGGUACGAGCGCUGAAGGAUUACUGGAACAUCCACGACCCCACAGCUCUCAACGUUCGUGCCGGGGACAUCAUCAUGGUUCUGGAGCAGCAUUUGGAUGGUCGAUGGAAAGGUCACAUCCACGACAGCCAUCAGGGUACUGACCGUGUGGGCUACUUCCCCCCAUCCAUUGUGGAGGUCAUCAGCCGGCGAUCAGGAGGCACCCUGUCACGCCACUCCUCCCUGCCCACGCAGCGACAGCAGUUUCUGUCCAGAGGGCAGACCAGCUCUGGCUCCGGCUCAGACUCCGCCCCCCAGACUGACGACUGCUACACACUGUAUGCACCCACAGCCAACCUGGGCUUCGCCUGCACAGGCAGCCAAGGCGACAGCGCAGGUGUGCUGCUGGACAGCCACUCUCAGUCCGCCAGUCCCAGUGAGGAGGUGUGGGUCCUCAGGAAAUCCCUUUCAGGUGACAGAAGCAGCGUGAGCAGCACGGGUAGCGUGGGCAGCUCACGCAGUGCUGGCAGUGGGCAGAGCACCGAGAGCAACCUGGUCCACAGUGCACCUCUGCAGCUCAGUGGUCCCUCUGAUGAGGGCAAGCCAGUGCCCCCUGUUGGCGAUUCAGGGCAACUGGACACCAAAGAGUCAGACCAUCCUCUGGCAAGAUUUCCACAGAAGGGUUCGAGCACCGUGCGACCUGGGGAACAAGGCUUCUCCACGAUGUUUGUCCGUCCGGAACAGCUACUGGAGGGCAAGGAUGCUGAGGCCAUCCACCAGUGGCUGAGUGACUUCCAGUUGGAGCAGUACACGGGCAACUUCUUGAGCGCUGGUUACGACGUGCCCACUAUCAGCAGGAUGACCCCGGAGGACCUGACAGCCAUCGGAGUGACCAAGCCUGGGCAUCGAAAGAAAAUCUCCAUGGAGAUUGGCAACCUCAGCAUCCCUGACUGGUUGCCAGAGUACAUCCCUUCUGACCUGGCUGAGUGGCUCGGUGCCAUCGGAUUGUCUCAGUACCACAAGGAGCUUUCGGACAAUGGUUAUGAUGCCAUCAGCAUUGUACGCGACCUCACCUGGGAGGACCUGCAGGAGAUUGGCAUCACUAAGCUGGGCCAUCAGAAGAAGAUAAUGCUGGCAGUAAAAAAGCUGCGCGAUCUCCAACGGACCCUGGUCCAGGCAGAGGCUGGCCAUGACACACUGGCUCCCAAGCCGUCGGAUGCCAAGGGGCUCUUCCCAACUGCAGCCCCUGAUUGCGAGAACUCCUCCCCUCACUCUUCCCUCAGCCAGGAAACUCUCUCCUUCCAGGAUGGUGAGCUCAGCACCCAGCUUCAGACGGCCACAUCCAGUGACUCCUGCAUGGUCCAAAAGGGACUGCCGCCUGUUAACCAGGAGAGCGCAACCCCACGGUCAACAGAUAGGGCAAAUUGCACCAUUUUUGCCAGCCCAGGAAGAGAACAGAAUGUUCCAGAAGGUAAACGGACUUUGUCUGCUGAGCUGACCCCACAUCAACCAAGUCCCCCUGACUCACACACCUCCAGCAAACUAGCAGGACUCAGUGGUCCAGCUCUCCCAGCAAAAGCUAGGCCCAGCGUCUCUGUGGUACUAACUCAACCCAGGUGCCCACACGGCUCUUUGGCACAGAAAGCUUUCAACUAUCUGCACUUCAACUGCGGCAGCACAGACCUGGACCAAACUUUCAAGCCCCAGAAGCGCUCACAGAGCCUCAACCGCUAUGCACUCUCAGAUGGGGAACCAGAUGAUGACGAGAUAUCUGCAGUACCCUCAGGUUCCCUGGGACCGUAUGCAACGCUGACCCGCCGGGCCGCUUACAAACAGCUGGCUCACCUGCCACAGGGUGCCAUGGAGCGCACAGUCGGUCGCAGCCCAUCUUUUGUUUUCCGUACCCGCAAGAAGGGACCACCUCCCCCGCCACCCAAGCGUCUGAGCUCAGUGAGCGGCAGCUCCAGUUCUGAGUCUUCAGAUGUGACGCUAUCAAAAGGGAUGGAGAAUGCAGACAUAGAGCGAGACCUCAACAGCACAGGGGAAAGCCCCGAGGGAAAUCGCCAGCUCAAAUACAAGUGGGACAAGCCCUGCCACUAUCUGCAGACGUCACAUUCGGCUGAGACCCUCUCCCCCGUUUUUGCGGCGAAAUCAGCGCUGUCUCUUCAGUCAUGGGAGAAUAUGGCAGGCCAAAGGAGGACAGCCAGUGAUCAAGGAACUUGCGAAACAGAUCCAGACAGAGUGGAUCAGGAGGUGAUCUCUGACGCCGAGGAGGAUGGGAAAAACAGUCAGGGCUUGGACAGCUCCUCGUCACCACAGAGCAGCUCCAGCGAGUGUAUCCCGUUUGCUGAGGAGGGCAACCUCACCAUCAAGCAGCGGCCCAAGGGGUCACACAAAGCAGAAGCGUCUAUUACUGUUUGUGAUGCUGCUGAGAAGACCACACAGACAAGGACCUUGGAGUUCAACCUCAAGGAGUCGGACACUGUGAAGCGUCGAUAUAAACCCAAGGACAAAGACCCGCCCACUGUACAGAGGGAACAUCUGCUGUUAUGCCAGGGUGAUGCCCAAAAUACAGAGAACAUGCAAGGUGGCUGCCAGAGUGAUGAUGAAGACAUGACUCUACGAAUCACAGAAGCUGCGGAGGAUAUCCAAACCCCUGUGAAACCUCCAAAACCUGAGAAUUCCCUGCGGCCACAUAUGAAUGUGGCCAAGCCAGCGCAAAACUGGCCAACUGGUGAUGCUAGCGUGACCAUCAAAGGGGUGCAGAGUGUUGCCUCCACUGCUCCAUCUACACUGACGGCAGCUUUGUGCCACACACACACAGGAGCUCAGAGGCAGCCAGCGACAGAAGGAAAGCCCCAGGCCUGUGUGCCAGAAUCGGGUCAAAGCCCAACUCUGGUCCAGAUGAGGCUGGAGCAAACCAGCACAUCCCUGGAGGAGGCACUGAAAGCUGUAGAGAGGAAACUUACUCUGGAGAAUACCGAUGGUGAAACCGAUGCGGUGGAGUCUGCUGGGAUCAUUCUCGACGACAUCGGGAACAUGUUUGACGAUUUGGCUGACCAGCUAGACGCUAUGCUGGACUGAACCUAGGCUGUGGCUCAUGCUUCCAGUGCACCAGUGGUGCCCCCUUCGGGAAGGGAAAUACACUGCUCACAUGGCAGGCUGCUUGCGGUGGCCAUCAUGGGGAGGGUAGAAAAGCAAAGGGUGAAUUUUGGAGAGAAAAUACACAGAGAAAAGGCCCAUUUCUAUAAGUGUGGAAUGACCGUUCUCAGUCACGUUGGUGCCAAUCACAUAAGCACUGUGGCCCUGGAGGCCGUGCUUCUGCUUACACAGGCCUUGUCUGUCAGUAUACCUGUGUAAAGCAGAGAGUGAGUGUUAAAACAAGACAGGGCUGUAGCAUGGCACCUCUCGAUAAGACCAAAACCCACCAUCCAGUCACCACAUCGUCUCUGUAUUGGCACUGUUGCCAGAAAGCACGCUGACCUCCUUUCGGUCAGUGAUUCUUUUCCUUCCCCUUCGGACAACACGCACACACUUGCUGAAGCUGCUUGUCCAUUUUUGAACAAUGCCCUCAGACGGUAAAUGUGUGAAUUAGAGAAGAUUCAGAGAAAGGCAAACGGGCAGUGAAAACAGGAAACAUAGGAAAGUCAGGAUUUCUCUUUGUGGUGCAGUUAAGAGAAAAACUAUUGA